Messenger RNA from Melampsora larici-populina 98AG31, 831 nucleotides. RefSeq lists its product as uncharacterized. The transcript has 4 exons. The record is from RefSeq and is a predicted model, not a curated record. Bases 1 to 831 code for a protein of 276 amino acids. Lineage: Eukaryota; Fungi; Basidiomycota; Pucciniomycetes; Pucciniales; Melampsoraceae.
AUGGACAACUAUGUUCAAGCCUUUGGUGCCCACAAGUACGGUUACAACAUUCGCAAAGGAAACUCGACCACAGGCCUUAUCUGUCAUUACCAUUGUCACCGAGGUGGCUUUCCCGCGGCACCCAAGAAGGAAAGUACUCGACCCACCAGAUCGGCACGAAUCGGCUGCAAUUUUAAGCUGACCGCACGACCCAAUCACGCGAAGAAGUCCUGGCUCCUUAUACACACUCAUCUUGGACACAAUCAUCUGCCCAACUACAAUGUCAAACCGAGGAAAAGAAAAGAAAAACCUACAGCCGUAACCACUCCUCAUCCUGAACAGUCCCAAUCGACCCCAUCAACCAUUGAUGAGGCUGCUGUGAGUCAUGAGCCUCUCGCUCCCGCUUCGAAACCUUCUGAUCACGACCAACAUCCUACCGAUAUACCCGACUUACAAGCGAAUUUGGUUCACUUCGUGGCACGGCUCCAAGCGUUAUCUCCUAACACACAGAAAUACAAGAUUGAACAAAUCAACCAUAUUCUCAAGGAAGAACCUCUUAAUUGUCGACCCAGCGAGGAACACGAACUUGAUUUGUCUAUCAAUCAAAUGUUCGAUCAAUUCUUAGGGGCUUUUUCCGAAUCCGACUCAGCGGACAACUCAUUCAUUCAAAUUGCCAACGACCUCAUCCCCAAAGACGCUACGAUAACCUCACCUGAAGGCACAAACGAAGUUAUAAAAGAAGCUACAACCCCACAUCUCGUGGACAAUGCAACAAAGUCGCAAGCAACUGAAGGACUGUUUCGAGCUCAAGACACCCAAAUCAGAGCCAUCCGCGAUAUCCCCACCCAUUGA